UAAAACCACCGAGAACAUGUCCCUGACAUUGUUGAACUACAUGCGCACAGCAGGUGCCCGUUUGUACAACUCGGAUAAGUGAUAGAGAGGUGGAGAUGGCUCAAAGCGUUCUCAUUUUGAGAUUAGGGAUGUUGAUUCUCGUUUUGGGAUUAACAGAGGCUAAGGUAGAGAUCAUCACAAGUACAGCUGAUGUGAAUUUGGGAGAAGACCACAUGUUGCUCUGUAAAGCAAAUGUGGAGGGGGACUUCAUCUGGUAUAAAGAUGACCUGGAAGUGGAUGAGGAUGUGGAAAAGGUGGAUGAGACCAGCAGCAAGUUGUUCAUCAGAAAGGCGAAGAUGGGUGAUUCUGGACGUUACACGUGUGAGUGUACACCUGAUAACGGACGUAAAAGCAGCAAUUCGCUCACAAUCUUUGUCUAUGAGCGCCCAUCGUUUGGGGACACCCAACUCUUCCAUGAGUUCCUGGUGGGCCAGGAUGCAGUGGUUCCAUGCAUAGUGACUGGCCAGCCUAAAGUUGAAGUCCGCUGGAUCAGGGAUGAUGAGGUUGUGAGGCGAGAUGGUAUGCGUGUUAGCGUUAUGAGUGACAACUCGCUCCAAAUAAGAAACAUAAGGAGGACAGAUGGUGGCUCCUACACGUGUGAGGGCAGCUUCAGGGGACGGCAAAGCAUAUCCGAAAAACUUGCCAUCUCUAUCACUAUUAAUGCUCCCCCUACAGUGAGGAUCCACGAGGAGGUAAAGAGAGUAGUGGCAGGACCAGAGACCAACGUUUCCCUUAUCUGUUUGGUAGACGGGCUCCCAAAACCUAACAUUUCCUGGACUUUGCCUGCUACUUUCGACACCACUCGGCACCAAUUCAACUCGGACCGUAGCGAGCUGACCCUAUACUCAGUUGUGAGGAAGGAUUAUGGAGAGUAUGUUUGCAUGGCCAAGAACAAGAUAGGAGAGAACAGUGCCACCAUCAUGCUGGAUGUUUCAGAGCACCCGGUGGUAGCCUUGAGUCAAGAGGCGGUGGAUGUGAAUCCAGGAGAGGAUGUGUUUGUCUCAUGUAACGUGUCAGGCCACCCCACACCCUCACUGCUGUGGAUCAGUAACACAGGACACCCUCUAAACUCCAGUGAAGGUAGGGUGAGGGUUGAGGAUGGCUCACAACUGGUGGUGGAGAAGGUGGUGCCCUCCAAUGGGGGUGUGUACAGCUGCAUGGCCAUCAGCCCUUCUGGCAACAUCUCCAAAGAAUUCAGCCUUCAGACCCACCCUGGCCCUCCAAGCCAGGUGAGUGCCUACCCAGGCCCCACCUCAGUCAUCUUUUCUCUUGGGAGGACACAGGUAGACGGGGGCUCUCCAAUUACUCACUACACCGUACAGUGGAGGAAAAGUGCUCAGGACCCUUGGAAUGAGACAACUGUCCCAGCCAUAGACCCUGUGGCAAUCACAUCCCUGAAAGCAUACACCUCCUACUCUGUACGCCUUUCCCCCAGUAACCGCCUGGGUCGGGGGGACUUUUCAACUCAACAGACUGUUCAAACGCAAGGCUUUCGAGGUGAGCCUGAUAGCCCACUACUAUUGGCACAUGAGGCUAAAGGGGAGGGAAAUUCCUUCUCUGUUCCUCUCAGACAGUUGGAUAAUGGAGGCUCCCCCAUCACACAGUACAUUCUCCGCUACCGAAGGGUGAAGGAAGGUGAGGAGUGGACAGAGAGGAAGUUACCUUCCAACUCUACAGCACUGCACCUGCAGGACCUGCAGUACAACUCAGACUUUCACCUGGAGCUGCAGGCUGCCAACCUGAAUGGCUCCUCUUUCCCAGCCAAGCUGGACUUUAGCACCCCCAAGGCUGUUGCCAAGGCCAGAAAUGGCGUGGGUAAAGGAGGCAUUGUUGGCAUCGUCCUGUUUAUAUUCCUGAUGCUAUUGCUAGCGGUGGAUGCCACCUGUUGCUAUACCAAUCGCUGCGGCCUGCUCAUGUUCCUGGCAGUCCGUCUGUUUGGUCAGAAGGUUUCAGGUCUGAAGACCCUGGAGGAGGGAGAUGGCACAACUAAUGGAGACUUGAAGUUGAACGGGCUAGAAACCCCCAGAGGGAGUGUAUCUAAGCAACAGGCUGUUAACGGCAACCAGGGCGGGGCUGAGGUCACCUGCGACAAAGCUCCUCUCACGAAAUUCGAGAAACCACCCUCCAGUGGAGACCCUGUCAUUGAUGCCUGAGACACGGGUAACAAAAUAGAACCAAGGACAUGCACAGUAUUGUAUGGCUUGGAUCCAACAGCAGACUUCAACAGAGGACUGAGGAAUGGGGACAGUUGCAGAAUUAUAUUUAUCUGUAAAAUGGAAUAUCUUAUCAGAGUAUUAUUAUUCAAACUCAGUUCAGUAAUUAUUGUGUUUUUCAAGUAUUUCAAGUACUUCAAGACUGUUUCAUUGCCAUUGCUGCAGUGUGUGACCGAAGUCAUCUAUUAAUUUAUUUAUAUAUCAUGACAUAUACGAUAGAAUCUGCUCACACAACUACCAGCAAGAGAAAUUAACAUUCAUUUAAAGGGCAGUAUCAGUCUUAUACUGUAUUUAACUUUUCAUUUUAUAUUGUACAUGUUAUCUUGUGGACAUACCCUCGGUCUCCAACAUAUGUUGAUUGUGUAAUGAUUCUGAAAUAUAUAACACACUGUACAUUGUAUAUACACAUUACAGUUAUGUAUUUUAAUAUUUGAACAUGACAUUUGAACUCCUU
Messenger RNA from Hypomesus transpacificus, 2706 nucleotides. It is a transcript of the gene ncam3, whose product is annotated as neural cell adhesion molecule 3. Gene Ontology annotation, biological process: cell adhesion. The coding region runs from base 96 to 2192 and encodes 698 amino acids. The record is from RefSeq and is a predicted model, not a curated record. The transcript is spliced from 16 exons. Lineage: Eukaryota; Metazoa; Chordata; Actinopteri; Osmeriformes; Osmeridae. Gene Ontology annotation, molecular function: protein binding. Gene Ontology annotation, cellular component: membrane.